AUGGAGGGGUUGUCUGGAGAAUCUCUUUCAGAUGAAGUUAUUUCUAGAGGUUCUCCAGAGACUCUGUUCUCGGCAAAGUCUGACGAGGGUGAAAACCUUGUCGAGAGACCUAUGCCUUCACAUGUCUUGACCAUGGUAGAAAUAGAGGCUGCCUGUCAAAGGGGGGAAUGUGCCAGUCGCUUUGUCAGAACAUAUCGGGAAGUAACUGUUCAUGAUUCCAGUGAUAAUGAAAUAUCUCGUCAUAUGGAGUUCCAGGGGCAGUAUGAUGUUGUGUCCUAG
Messenger RNA from Vicia faba (fava bean), 279 nucleotides. The record is from the annotation of a GenBank genome assembly. NCBI's taxonomy places the organism in Eukaryota, Viridiplantae, Streptophyta, Magnoliopsida, Fabales, Fabaceae.